CCCCAUCCGUUAUUCUGUUGGGACUCCCCGCUAACUUCAAUCUCCGGCACACGUUAACCUGCUCAACUGCUUCCAACCGGAAGACGACACGCGUGUGUGCACCAGUGGGAACCGGCGUCUCGUCGGUCGCUUUAUAUUGUUCCGGGGGACCAUCGCAUCUUGCUUCUUCUUCUCCACCUCCUCCUCCGGCUUGCAUCGAUUCUUCUACUUGCAAGGAGUCGUCUUAGUGGCGGUGGUGGUCGAAUUAUAAUCGUUGCCUCUCUCCCCACAUCGGGAAGUGAGGAGUCGGUGGAGGCGGAGGAGGUGGGAGCGGCGCACCGGAUUCCCCUUAUCCCCUCCCGCAUCCCUAUGCCUAUUUAAUCCCCCAAUAGGACGAUGCGGAUGCCGAAGAGGCCCCUUGUCGCCGCUCUCUACUCUUCUGCUUCCGCCGCCUCCUCCUCCUCCUCCUCCUCCACCGCCCUCCUCCUCUUCCGCCCUCGCGCUCCCCAUCCCCCCCCUCACCGCUACCUUCCAAGAACAGGGUACAGCCGGUCGGUGUGGAACGGAUCGAUGGAGGGGAUUGGGGUGGCCGAGAAGAGGCCCUUGGCAGUCGAUUUGGGUCCCUGCAAUGCCGCCGAUGGUGGAGACCGGCGGAUUUGGUCGUCCCGGGAGUGGGGGCAGAAGAUUGCCACGGGGAAGCGUAUUUUCUGUAAUCGAUCGCUGAAUAUGAAGAAUAUUAUCGCGGUUGGGUUCGACAUGGACUACACGCUGGCACAGUACAAGCCAGAGACGUUCGAGUCGAUGGCCUAUGAUGGAACGGUCAAGAAACUGGUUUAUAAUCUGGGGUAUCCUCAUGAGAUAUUGGAAUGGACAUUUGAUUCGAAGUACAUGGUCAGGGGUUUGGUUCUUGAUAAGAAGAGGGGCAAUAUUUUAAAGAUGGACCGACACAAGUAUGUAAAAGUGGCAUACCAUGGGUUUAGGGAGAUGUCUAAGGAAGAAAAAGUUUCAACUUAUGGAAAUACAUUAGUUCGUGAUUCCUUCGACGAGCCUGAUUAUGCUUUGAUUGACACUUUGUUCUCUCUAGCCGAAGCAUAUCUGUUUGCUCAGCUUGUUGACUUUAUGGAUAAGAACCCUGCAAAAUUUACUUCUGGGGUUGACUAUAUUCGAAUGUAUAAAGAUGUAAGGGCAGCAGUUGACUUGUGCCAUCGUGAUGGAACUUUGAAACAAAUGGUUGCGAAGGAUCCUGGAAGGUAUAUUAAUGAAGAUCUAUCAAUUGUUCCAAUGCUUAGAAUGCUUCGAGAUUCAGGCCGUUCCACCUUUUUGGUCACAAAUAGUUUGUGGGACUACACGAACAUUGUUAUGAAUUAUCUCUGUGGGAACUGUAACUCAAAUUGUGACUCUGCGGGUUGUGACUCUGCUGGAAACUAUGAAUGGCUUCAAAACUUUGAUGUGGUUAUAACAGGCAGCUCAAAGCCAAGUUUCUUUCAUGAAGAAAAUCGUGCAAACCUUUUUGAAGUGGAAUCUGAAACUGGAAUGCUGCUUAAUACUGACAAUGGGACUCUAGUUCCUCAGGUAGGAAGUACCUCCCCAAGAUUGCCUCCAAACCACUUAAAAAAGGCAUGCAGAGUUUUCCAGGGAGGUAAUGUUGCACAUCUUCAUAAGCUGCUGUCAAUUGCUUCAAGUUCCCAGGUUCUUUACGUUGGAGACCACAUCUAUGGAGAUAUUUUGCGAAGCAAGAAAGUGCUUGGUUGGAGAACGAUGCUCGUUGUUCCAGAACUUGAGCAAGAGGUUGAGCUUCUUUGUCGAUCAAGGGAAAUGCGUAAGAAGCUUCGACAGUUAAGGCUAGAACGUGAUCUUGUUGAGGACAAAAUUCAUCACCUAAAAUGGUCUCUCAAGUUUGAUAUUUUGGAUGCAAAUGAGGAACAGAGCUUAUCAUCCGAACUUCAUAAACUGGAGUUACAAAGGGAGCAGGUUCGUUGCCUCCAUCAAGAUGCCCAGAGGGAACACCACCAAAAGUUUCACAAGGUAUGGGGGCAGCUCAUGAAGACAGGUUACCAGAACUCUCGCUUUGCUCAUCAGGUUGAGAGGUUUGCUUGUUUAUAUACAAGCCAAGUGACAAACCUGAGCUUGUACUCUCCUGACAAAUACUACAGACCAAGUGAAGAUUUCAUGCCCCACGAAUUUGACAUUCUGGGACUGUAAGAGAUCUUUGAUGUAACGACGAUCUUCUCUAUCACACGUAGACGAAGGCUGUCAGCCGAAACCGAGAUCGAUGCAUAGGCAGGAAGACUCCAUGAAGCUUGGUAGUCAGAUCGGUUUGGAUCUACUUUCUGACUCCAUGAUGUGAGGAAAUUGUAGUUUCGAGGGUGACUUCGAAGAAAUCAGUGUCUCUUAAAGUGUUUGUUUUGUCAUAUAUGUAAUAUAAAAAGCAACAUUAUUUUGUUGUGGCACUGGCGAAAUUUUAAAAUAAUACAAAUUAAAAAAAAAAGAAAUUCUCAAGGUUUCA
Molecule: messenger RNA, 2485 nt
Organism: Musa acuminata AAA Group (dessert banana)
Lineage: Eukaryota; Viridiplantae; Streptophyta; Magnoliopsida; Zingiberales; Musaceae
Exons: 17
Coding region: 376-2181 (601 amino acids)
Molecular function (GO): 5'-nucleotidase activity
Source: RefSeq, a predicted model, not a curated record